This is a messenger RNA of Penicillium soppii, 2934 nucleotides long. RefSeq lists its product as uncharacterized. NCBI's taxonomy places the organism in Eukaryota, Fungi, Ascomycota, Eurotiomycetes, Eurotiales, Aspergillaceae. The coding region runs from base 1 to 2934 and encodes 977 amino acids. The transcript has a single exon. Gene Ontology annotation, biological process: translational elongation. The record is from RefSeq and is a predicted model, not a curated record. Gene Ontology annotation, molecular function: translation elongation factor activity; GTP binding; GTPase activity.
AUGGCAUCCAUCUUCACCUAUGACCCCGACCCGCCUCGGGUGUCGUCACCGUGGUCAACUUCGGGAUCAUCGACUCCCCAGAUAACUGCAUCUGGCAGUCGUGGGAUAGACAUCCGCACUCGUUCCAGUAUUCUUCCAUCGCGUGCCAAUCCAGACUUAUUGUCUGAUUAUGGAAUUUCCAAAUUGGAGGCAGAGCCCCAAGAAGGCCCCACCGAGUACAAAUUGCAUCUUCUUCUCCGACCUAGGCGCCAGUUUCUCUCUAUGUCAACAGGGAAUCUAGUGGCGGGAUCUUAUCAUCACCGUGCCUUGCCAUCUAUGUCUGCAUCCGAAUCUGCAUCCCCAGGCUCGGAACCGACUCCAAGACCCAUGCAGGCUAAAUCAAACCAAAGCCGUCAGCACAGGCUGCAAAGCUUGACCACCCAGCUCCUAUGGCGUUUGCAACAAUCUUCGCCUUUCCACUCAUCAACCACCUCCAAACUUGUUGUUCCUGUACUCCCUGAGGCAACACCACAAUUGGGUGUGCCUUCAAAGCCCGCCCGUUUGCUUCCCGGCCUCGAAGAGAGCCAAGGCGCACUGUAUGAGAUCGGCGUCGCUGAUGAUGGCACUUUCGUAGGCCUAACUCAAGAUGAAUUGGAUGAGAGUGUCACCAACCUACAGACCAUGGCUGCUAGUCUCGGGUGCAAAGUCGAGAUUCUUCGUCGAGUCGUUGUUGGGCAAUGUGAAUGGGCAGAGGACCUGCUAUCUGCGCCAUCUAACUCAAACCAAACCAACAGUGAAAGCCUCUGGGUUGCAGAGGCUCUGGUGAGCCCUGAUCUAGACUUCUACAGCUUAUCCCAGAACGAAUCAAAAAGUCAGCGGGGAACAACAGCAAAUCCGGCGUCUGGAAAUCCGCCAGCUCCAAAUGAGGAUUAUUCCCACACUGAGCAGAUUCGAAUAUCACUUACAGGUCCUAGCAUGGCUGGAAAGUCGUCCUUGCUAGGUACCUUGACUUCAUCUGCACUCGACAAUGGAAGAGGCAAGAGCAGGUUGAGUUUGCUCAAGCAUCGCCACGAGAUUACAUCAGGUAUCACCAGCUCAGUUGCCCAGGAACUGAUUGGGUACGCGAACGGGACACCGUCCAAUGUGAUCAACUAUGCUUCUGGCAAUGUUGCCGCCUGGGAUGAUAUACACGCGGCAUCGAAAGGCGGUCGGCUGGCUUUCAUGUCUGACUUGCCUGGCUCCAUCCGAUACUUGAAGUCUACCCUGCGGGGGCUUGUUAGUUGGGCCCCACAUUAUGUGAUGCUUUGCAUUCCAGCGAACUGUGGCGAUGAGCCAUCCGACAGUGAGCAGGCAGCAAACGAACAAUCCGAGAUUGAAACUUGCUUGGCGUAUCUUGAACUUUGCCUGAAGCUAGAGGUUCCUGUGUUGAUCGUCAUCACAAAAUUGGACCUUGCCUCCCGCAGCGGACUACGCGACAAUCUUGCAAGAGUUUUAUCUGCUCUUAAAGCUGCUGGACGAAAACCUGCAAUGCUCCCUGCAUCGCCUGCUGGUGACAAACCACUUGAUUUCCAACAAAUCAGUACCACGGACAGCGGACAAGUACAGAAGGCCAUCGCCGCGACCAAUGGGAAAUGGGCUCAAACUGUCCCCAUUCUGCUUACCAGUGCUUUGGAUGGCUCUGGGAUAGGAAAGCUUCAUGCUUUCCUCCGGUCUCUCCCCAUUCCUGCCAACCCCGUCCAGAGGACCCUUCAUUUCCCGAAAGGAGUUUCAAUGUCCUCAGAAAGCUCCCUUCACAUCUUUGAUGUGGACGAAGUGUUCGCGAUUCCCCCUUCUAAAGUCUAUUCAAUAGACUUAGAGAAAGGUGAUCAAGAAAAUCGCGGUAUCGUACUUUGCGGCCUGGUUCGUCGUGGAAGCAUUUCUAUUGGCGACGAAAUGGUCGUCGGCCCCAUCCUGGUGGACACUUCCAGUGACCAAAGCAAUGAGGCCCAACCACCCGGAGGGUCACUGUCCCGCAGUGGGCCCGGUUCCUCGGGCGAUCUGCCGGCAUCUCUCCCGCAGAGCUCAUUACCCGGCAAAGACCCGCAAGCGAAAUGGCAACGUAUUCGAGUUGUCAGCGUAAGAGAUUUGCGGCUUCCUGUCCGACGCCUUGUAAGAGACCAAGUAGGAACAAUAGGUAUAGAGCCAAUUGGCUUUUCUGAAGACGGCAGUUUGCCUCAUCUCGGCCGAAUUCGCAAAGGCAUGGUUCUUUCGAACUUCCAUGUCCCAGCCUCAGACUCAAUUGACAGAGCGCCUGCUUUGGGCUCCCUGUCGCUACCUUUCCACACUGGCUUCACCGCAACAUUCCGUUCAUCUGAGUUCUGUGCUCCGAACUCCCCGCCCCUCCUACUUGGAGGCAACGCUAUAGCAUACAUCGCCAAUGUUCGCACCACUGUUCGUGUCGUUUGCAUGGCUCUGACCGAGACUGACGAGAAAGCGUCAUCUGAGCCGCCUUCGCCUUCCGAGCCCGAAUUUUUCAGCUUCGAUAGCGAUUCACAGCACCCUUCUGGCGAGAAGACUAAUGGCACCGCAACAAAUGGUUUCAUGGGUAGAAAAGACGGUGAUGCGGCCUCCGAUGGAAUUCGCCGCCGCUCCUCGGCAACAGAUAUCAGCAAAGUUGUUUCUGGUGCCUCAUCUGUCUCCAUAGUGGGUGCCGCUUCCUCUGCAGAAGCACUGAAAGAGGAUGUGAAGAUCAGCUUUGCGCUAGUCUCGUCUGUUGAAUGGCUUGAACUCGGAUCCCAAGUUAUCGUCAUGCCUGGUAUCUCGAUGGCCUCUGCAUCGUCUCAAUCCGGGGCUACAGUAGCGUCUGCUCCCGGUUCUGGUUCUGGUUCUGGGGCUGCCUCUAUGUUCGGGUUAGAAGGGUUCGUGGGAACGCUCUGCGAGAUUGUUCUUGGGCGGGUCCCGCCACUCGAGAGCUAG